Molecule: messenger RNA, 937 nt
Organism: Diospyros lotus (date-plum)
Lineage: Eukaryota; Viridiplantae; Streptophyta; Magnoliopsida; Ericales; Ebenaceae
Exons: 5
Coding region: 70-477 (135 amino acids)
Biological process (GO): 'de novo' cotranslational protein folding; protein transport; protein unfolding
Molecular function (GO): protein folding chaperone; peptidyl-prolyl cis-trans isomerase activity; ribosome binding
Source: RefSeq, a predicted model, not a curated record
UCGUAGACUUUUCAAAUAACUCGCGGAGAAACCUAGCCCACCCUCUCUGGACUGGAGCAAAGAGGGAAAAUGAUGGCUCUGAAGCUCAGCCCCAUCGCCUUCCACUUCCGGUCUCAGAAGCUUCCUUCUUUUGCCCUUCCACAAAUGGCCAGCCUCGCAUCUCCCAAGUUUGUUAUGCCUUCCACCCUCUCUGCCUCCAAGGCAUGCCCAAAAAUGUUAUUUGCUGUUUGUGCUUUGUCAUCAGAAAUUGCUGGAAUCUCAACUUCUGAAUUUGAAGAUUUUUCAGUUACUACAAGUGGUACCGGCAAGACCAAUGAACUAAAGGUAAGCAUAGAGGUAUCUGGUGCCAAAACUCGAGUGAUUUUUGAUGAUGUGUUCAGCAAAAUGGUUGCUGAUGCUCAGCCAAUUCCAGGCUUUCGAAGAGUAAAAGGAGGCAAAACACCCAAUGUAAGUUCUUUUAACUCUAAUUUUCACUAGCAUUCAAUUCAUUGAGCUCUUAUACUAUUUUGUGUAAGUUGAAAAUGGCUAGUAAUCUACUGCAUUUCUGUGGAUGACAUGAUAUCCACUUUAUAGUGAAAGAAAGUUGGGCAAGUCAUACAAUGGUGGUGCAUGUUGUAUCAUGCUUGUGUGAAAAAGGUAUUUGGAAAAUCAUAUGGAUCCUAGGAGUAUUUAUGCCUCACUAGUAGUGCCAAUAUCUCAAGUUUGAUUUUGUUGAAAAUAAUCCUAGAAUAAAAAGAUAAAGCCGGACAAAGGGAAAAGGAAUUCAAAGAUGCAACGAAGAUAAGAAGAUAGAGUAGAAGAUAUAUCUGAAAAUAAAGGAGUUUGAAUUACUCCAAAUCUGUUAUUGUAUUUUAAUUUUAAAUGUCCUAAUCUUUAGCUAAGAGAUAAGAAGUAUAGCUGUAUUUAAAGUAGUCUUGUAUCCUAGAAGAGGUAGAAU